GAGUAAGUCGGCUACAGGGCUGACUGCAAGGAUGUGAAACGUUGGACCUCAUCCCUAUAUCAGAAGCUCAGAUGCUCGUCUCAUUUUUGCAUCAUUCCAGACAAGCCGACUUUAUAUGGGAAUAAAAUUGAACCUUAAAGGUCGGAUGGAAAUUCACUGUGACAUUCAAAUCCAGACAACUUGCUGAAAUCCACAGAGCCUUUCCCCCAUGGGCCCUGAUGGUAGCCUCCAGAAGGUGCGGCCUCAGGUGGUCCCCCUUCUUCUGGGCCAAGAAUAAACUUUGGGUCUUGGAUUGCGACACCCACAGUGGAGAAGAUGGCAUGCGAGGGAAAGCGCUCAGCCUCUUGCUCUUGUUUCUUCCUCUUGACCGCCAAGUUCUACUGGAUCCUCACCAUGAUGCAGAGAACUCACAGCCAGGAAUAUGCCCAUUCGAUCCGAGUGGAUGGGGACAUCAUUUUGGGGGGUCUCUUCCCUGUCCAUGCCAAGGGAGAGAGAGGGGUGCCUUGUGGGGAGCUGAAGAAGGAAAAGGGGAUCCACAGAUUGGAGGCCAUGCUUUAUGCCAUCGACCAGAUUAACAAGGACCCCGAUCUCCUCUCCAAUAUCACUCUGGGUGUCCGGAUCCUUGACACGUGUUCCAGAGACACCUACGCUUUGGAGCAGUCGCUAACCUUCGUGCAGGCAUUGAUAGAGAAAGAUGCUUCCGACGUGAAAUGUGCGAAUGGAGACCCACCCAUAUUCACCAAGCCCGACAAGAUUUCCGGAGUCAUAGGUGCUGCAGCAAGCUCCGUGUCCAUCAUGGUUGCUAAUAUUUUAAGACUUUUUAAGAUACCUCAAAUUAGCUAUGCAUCCACAGCCCCAGAGCUAAGUGACAACACCAGGUAUGACUUCUUCUCUCGGGUGGUCCCGCCUGAUUCCUACCAAGCCCAAGCCAUGGUGGACAUUGUGACAGCCCUGGGAUGGAAUUAUGUGUCAACACUGGCUUCUGAGGGCAACUAUGGCGAGAGCGGUGUAGAGGCCUUCACCCAGAUCUCGAGGGAGAUUGGUGGUGUUUGCAUUGCUCAAUCACAGAAAAUCCCACGUGAGCCAAGACCUGGUGAAUUUGAAAAAAUUAUCAAACGCCUGCUAGAAACACCUAAUGCUCGAGCAGUGAUUAUGUUUGCCAAUGAGGAUGACAUCAGGAGAAUAUUGGAAGCAGCAAAAAAAUUAAACCAAAGUGGGCAUUUCUUAUGGAUCGGCUCAGAUAGCUGGGGAUCCAAAAUAGCACCUGUAUAUCAGCAGGAGCAGAUUGCAGAGGGAGCUGUCACAAUUCUGCCCAAAAGGGCAUCAAUUGAUGGAUUCGACCGAUAUUUUAGAAGCCGAACUCUUGCCAAUAAUCGAAGAAAUGUGUGGUUUGCAGAAUUCUGGGAGGAGAAUUUUGGAUGCAAGUUAGGAUCACAUGGAAAAAGGAACACUCACAUAAAGAAAUGCACAGGGUUGGAACGAAUUGCACGAGAUUCAUCUUACGAACAGGAAGGGAAGGUCCAGUUUGUUAUCGAUGCAGUAUAUUCCAUGGCAUAUGCUCUACACAACAUGCACAAAGAUCUCUGCCCUGGAUACAUUGGCCUCUGUCCACGAAUGAGCACCAUCGAUGGAAAAGAGCUACUUGGUUAUAUUAGGGCUGUAAAUUUUAAUGGCAGUGCUGGUACACCUGUCACUUUUAAUGAAAACGGAGAUGCUCCUGGACGUUAUGAUAUCUUCCAGUAUCAGAUAACCAAUAAAAGUACAGAAUACAAAGUCAUCGGGCACUGGACCAAUCAGCUUCAUCUCAAAGUGGAAGAUAUGCAGUGGGCUAAUAGAGAACACACUCACCCAGCUUCUGUCUGCAGCCUGCCGUGUAAGCCCGGGGAGAGGAAGAAGACCGUGAAAGGGGUCUCUUGCUGCUGGCACUGCGAACGCUGCGAAGGUUACAACUACCAGGUGGAUGAGCUCUCCUGCGAACUCUGCCCUUUGGAUCAGAGACCAAACGUCAACCGCACGGGCUGCCAGCGCAUCCCUAUCAUCAAGCUGGAGUGGCAUUCUCCCUGGGCCGUGGUGCCCGUGUUUGUUGCCAUCUUGGGCAUCGUCGCCACCACCUUUGUGAUUGUGACCUUCGUCCGCUACAACGACACGCCGAUCGUGCGGGCCUCGGGCCGGGAACUGAGUUAUGUCCUCCUCACGGGCAUCUUCCUCUGCUACUCCAUCACCUUCUUAAUGAUCGCCGCGCCCGACACAGUCAUCUGUUCCUUCCGAAGGAUCUUCCUAGGCCUUGGCAUGUGUUUUAGCUAUGCUGCGCUUCUGACCAAAACAAACCGCAUCCACCGAAUAUUCGAGCAGGGGAAGAAAUCUGUCACCGCGCCCAAGUUCAUUAGUCCGGCCUCUCAGCUGGUGAUCACCUUCAGCCUCAUCUCCAUACAGCUCCUGGGGGUCUUCGUGUGGUUCGUGGUGGAUCCCCCCCACACCAUCAUCGAUUAUGGGGAGCAGCGGACACUCGACCCAGAGAACGCCAGGGGAGUGCUCAAGUGUGACAUUUCUGACCUCUCGCUCAUUUGUUCACUGGGAUACAGUAUCCUCUUGAUGGUCACCUGUACUGUUUACGCCAUCAAAACGAGAGGCGUCCCCGAGACUUUCAACGAAGCCAAACCGAUCGGAUUUACCAUGUACACCACCUGCAUCAUUUGGUUAGCCUUCAUCCCCAUCUUUUUUGGCACUGCCCAGUCAGCAGAAAAGAUGUACAUCCAGACGACAACUCUUACUGUGUCCAUGAGUCUCAGUGCUUCAGUGUCUCUGGGAAUGCUCUAUAUGCCCAAGGUUUAUAUUAUAAUUUUUCAUCCAGAGCAGAACGUUCAAAAACGUAAGAGAAGCUUCAAGGCUGUGGUGACAGCUGCCACCAUGCAAAGCAAACUGAUCCAAAAGGGAAAUGACAGACCAAAUGGUGAAGUGAAAAGUGAACUCUGUGAGAGUCUUGAAACCAACACUUCCUCUACCAAGACAACAUAUAUCAGCUACAGCAAUCAUUCAAUCUGAACAGGGAAAUGAUACAAUCUGAAGAAAUGUG
Dipodomys spectabilis (banner-tailed kangaroo rat) is the source of this 3073-nucleotide messenger RNA. It is a transcript of the gene Grm8, whose product is annotated as glutamate metabotropic receptor 8. Gene Ontology annotation, molecular function: group III metabotropic glutamate receptor activity. NCBI's taxonomy places the organism in Eukaryota, Metazoa, Chordata, Mammalia, Rodentia, Heteromyidae. Gene Ontology annotation, cellular component: membrane. Bases 316 to 3042 code for a protein of 908 amino acids. The record is from RefSeq and is a predicted model, not a curated record. The transcript has 10 exons. Gene Ontology annotation, biological process: G protein-coupled glutamate receptor signaling pathway; regulation of synaptic transmission, glutamatergic.